ACGAGCGAAGAACAAGCAGCUGUUCUUUAGGGAACCUGCUGAUUAUUUCCAACCGAGAGGAAAACAACAAAUUGGAGUAAUGAUUGCGCAAAGUGUAAUCAGUAAGCUGCGUCCUUGUGCCCGCCGCCUGGCCAGCACGAGCUCGAAGGCGGCAGCGGCCAAAUUCAACUGGCAGGAUCCCCUGAAUCUGGAGAGCCAGCUGACCGAGGAGGAGGUGGCCAUAAGAGAUGCCUUCCGCGGAUACUGCCAGUCGGAACUGUUGCCGCGCGUCAAGCUGGCCAAUCGCCUGGAGCAGUUCGACAAAAAGAUCAUGGAGGAGAUCGGCAGCCUGGGAGUACUCGGAUGCACCCUGCAAGGCUAUGGCUGUGCUGGAGUGUCCAGUGUGGCCUACGGUCUGCUCACCCGCGAGGUGGAGCGUGUGGACUCCGCCUACCGAUCGGCCGUGAGUGUUCAGAGUUCCUUGGCCAUGGGCGCGAUUUACGACUAUGGUUCCGAGGAGCAGAAGCAGCGCUAUCUGCCCAGCAUGGCGCAGGGCAAGCUGAUUGGUGCUUUUGGUCUGACCGAACCCAAUCAUGGCAGCGAUCCUGCCGGCAUGGAGACGCGUGCCAAGUACGACAGCAAAACCAAGACGUACAUCCUGAACGGAUCCAAGACCUGGAUCACCAGUGCUCCCAUCGCCGAUGUGAUUGUCGUCUGGGCCAAGUGUGAAGACGGCAAGGUUCGCGGUUUUCUGGUAGACCGCAAGAUCUCCGGUCAGGGCCUAGACACGCCCAAGAUCGAGGGAAAGUUCUCGCUGCGCGCUUCACCCACCGGUAUGAUCCUGAUGGACGAUGUCCGCGUGCCGGAGGAGCAGCUGCUGCCCAAUGCCCUGGGUUUCAGUGGACCCUUUAACUGCCUAAACAAUGCUCGUUAUGGAAUCGCAUGGGGCGCCUUGGGUGCCGCCGAGGCUUGCUUGGAAAUCGCCCGCCAAUACACCCUGGAUCGCAAGCAGUUUGGACGUCCACUGGCUGCCAACCAACUGAUCCAGAAGAAGCUGGCCGAUGCCACCACAGAAAUCGCUUUGGGUCUGCAAGCCUGCCUGCAUGUGGGUCGUCUCAAGGACCAAAAACUGCAUACGCCCGAGAUGAUCUCGAUGCUGAAGCGAAACAACACUGGAAAGUCCCUGGACAUUGCCCGCCAGAUGAGGGACAUGCUGGGCGGCAAUGGCAUCAGCGACGAGUACCAUGUGAUCAGGCAUGUGAUGAACCUGGAAUCGGUGAUUACCUACGAGGGAACCCACGACAUCCAUGCUCUAAUCCUGGGCCGUGCCAUCACAGGACUGGCAGCCUUUGCCAAUUGAU
Messenger RNA from Drosophila bipectinata, 1340 nucleotides. Its product is annotated as glutaryl-CoA dehydrogenase, mitochondrial. The record is from RefSeq and is a predicted model, not a curated record. NCBI's taxonomy places the organism in Eukaryota, Metazoa, Arthropoda, Insecta, Diptera, Drosophilidae. Gene Ontology annotation, cellular component: mitochondrial inner membrane. Gene Ontology annotation, molecular function: flavin adenine dinucleotide binding; glutaryl-CoA dehydrogenase activity; fatty-acyl-CoA binding. Gene Ontology annotation, biological process: fatty-acyl-CoA biosynthetic process; fatty acid beta-oxidation using acyl-CoA dehydrogenase.